This is a messenger RNA of Pseudonaja textilis, 734 nucleotides long. NCBI's taxonomy places the organism in Eukaryota, Metazoa, Chordata, Lepidosauria, Squamata, Elapidae. The record is from RefSeq and is a predicted model, not a curated record.
AGGCUCCGCUCAGCAAUGGAGGGAAUCGAUACGGCAGGGAAUGCCAAAGCCGCGCCGCCCUCUUGUCCCCUUCCAGGGAGGAGCCCCCACCUGUCCGAGGAGCUGAUAGAGGAGUUCAGACAGUUCUCGGUGGCGCUGGGCAUUCCUGACGACGCCAUCUUCAGAAUGACGGAACCAGGGGAGUGUGUGCCCCCACAGCCAGAACUCAACCUGCAGAGAGACCGGAGGAGCACCUGGGAUGAGGAAGCAGGCUCUGCCGAUGGCUCCCUGUCAUUGAUGGGGGUAAACAAGGAAGAUUUCUGCCUGCAGCCCAAAGACGCCGGUCCCUGCCUGGGGAUGGAGCUGCACUACUUCUACAACAGCACGUCCCAGAACUGCGAGAAAUUCUUCUACGGCGGGUGCCGGGGAAACCAAAACAAAUUCCCCUCGGAGCGCAGCUGCCUGCAGACCUGCCGGACAGAGGCCGCCUGCCGCCUGCCCAUCGUCCCGGGAGACGCCUGCAAGGACACAUUUUGGGCCUUCGAUGCCAAGCAGGGCAAGUGCCUCACCUUCCAGGGCUGCGGGGGCAACGCCAACAAGUUCUACCUGGAGAAAGAGUGCCAGGAGUACUGCGGCCUCCUCCCCAGCGACGGGGAGGAGUUCUUGCGCCCAUCCGCCCCGUGAGAGGCCGUGAAGCAAGAGGAGCAGCCCCCUUUUUUCAAAGCCGGAUCAAUAAACGCAGCUGCUGGACUGAA